This is a messenger RNA of Penicillium brasilianum, 1356 nucleotides long. The record is from the annotation of a GenBank genome assembly. Lineage: Eukaryota; Fungi; Ascomycota; Eurotiomycetes; Eurotiales; Aspergillaceae.
AUGGCGAAAGCCAGGAAGGACUUGCGAUGGCUGGACUUGCGUCCCAGUGUUGGCUUGUGCGAUGCCAUCCAGUCGAAUCUUGGCCUUGAUCCCGACAUGUUGCGGAAAGCUUCCGCAAUGUGUGACUGCAUUCCCAGAGUGCUAGAACUCGUAAAAAAUGGUGCUUUUUCACGCGUUGCGGCAGAUUCCGAUGUCUCUACUCUUACAUCGGGUCUUUUGGGUAUUUACUCACAACUUCAAAAGUGCUUUCUAGAUAACGCUUUUGCCAUACAAGACGAUAGGAACAAGCUCCUUACCACUGGGGAUCUAUCGACUCCAAAGGGUACAAUUGUUGUUAGGGCUGCCGAGUUCGCUGGCUCGAUUGCAACUUGUGUUACUGGGGCUUGCGACGUGAAUGGCAUCAAAGAGUUUUUCCUCGAUUACUUGCGGCAGUCCCAGCAAAGUAUCGCAGACCAGUUAAAAAGUAUAUUUCAACCUUGGACCACGAACAUAACUGGUAUGCAUCAACAGCUGGAAAGUCUAGGGUCGUCUCUGGAUGCCGUCAGUCACACAAGCCAAGAGAUUCAGAGUCAAAUUAAAAUACUCGGAGUUCCAUCUUGUAAGAAUCCAGAUGUAUGUGCCAAAGACGCACUGAAGACAUUCAACGAGAAUGUCUCGAAAAAUCUCCAGUUACAGCUUGCUAUCGACAAAGACAAAGAUGCAAUACCGCGGGUUUUUUCGGUAAUAUCACGGAUGGUAGACCUUAUCAAGGGUGUUGAAGAUGCUGCGUCCACGACACCCAAUAUUGAAGGACUUGUGAAACUUAUAACCGAUCAAAGGAUUAAGAAGCUUUCAGAUAUCGUCGAAAUACUCCAAGUCACAAAAGACCUUCCAAAUCUUGUCAAAGAUCUGCAUGACCAAUUGCCUACUGUUGGGCAGUUUGUACUGGCCCUCAACCAAAUGGCCCAGGCAAGCAGCGACAGUAUCGCCAGUAUUUUGUCGGAUUCCUGGAAACAGCAGGCGGAUGUCAUGAGCGAUGAGACCCGCCAAAACAUAAUUUCAAUACAGUCUAAGUUCCGAGAUCAGAUAUCACCGACUAUUGCAGAUAUAAAAACGAAGAUCUCGGCCAUUCAAGAUUUUGUAUCAGCCUUACCAUUCAAUGGUGGAGCGCCGAGCAGCAAGGUCAAAGUAGCGAGCUAUGGACGGUGGAGCCCGGUUGCGAUGAACAUGCCAUGUUCCAGGUGGGCAACCCAACAGUACGAAGCUUCGGGUUUCAAAGGAUCAUUUGGCUAUCCCCAGUUCUACAACUGUCUCUACCAAGAGACAAUCGAGUGGCCAAAUCAUCAUAUACCGUAUAUCAAGGUACAAUUUGUUUGA